Molecule: messenger RNA, 2441 nt
Organism: Labrus bergylta (ballan wrasse)
Lineage: Eukaryota; Metazoa; Chordata; Actinopteri; Labriformes; Labridae
Gene: hapln2
Product: hyaluronan and proteoglycan link protein 2
Biological process (GO): skeletal system development; glial cell differentiation; central nervous system development
Cellular component (GO): perineuronal net; synapse
Molecular function (GO): hyaluronic acid binding
Source: RefSeq, a predicted model, not a curated record
AGUCUGGUUCUGGUCUAGGUUUCUGUCUGUUCAACAUGAGUCUGGUUCUGGUCCAGGUUUCUUUCUGUUCAACAUUAGUCUGGUUCUGGUCCAGGUUUCUGUCUGUUUAGGGGGGUUGAACCGGUCUUACAGAAUUAUGUUUGAAUGUUUUUUCACCUUGUUGCAUUUUAAUGUUAAGGUCCAGGUCCAGGUCCAGGUCCAGGUCCAGGUCCAGGUCCAGGUCUCUUAUAUCUCAAAUCUCUCUUUUUAAUGUGCUGGUUUAACAAUUUCCACAUUUCUAAACUAGUUAAACUUGAAACUUCAAAAGUUCACUUAGCAGAAUCUUUUAGUCAAAGCAACGUUCAUCAGAGAGGAAGAACUAGGAGAGAAAGGAAACGAUGGCCUCACGUGGAGGAAGUCAACAGAAAAGAGGGCAGCAGAGCCUCAUUGGGUCAUCAACAUCUGGAGCAGAGACAACCAUCCUGUUCACACAUUGUUGACAGCAGAGCCACCAUAUGAGCAGAGUGAGGCGAGGGGGGGGCAGAGACAGAUGAAGCCUGACAUUCAGAGCCCACGGGUUAACAGACGAGCUCCUCUUCAUCAUGUGGGACAGCACAGGAGGAGAAUCAGAGGAUCUCUGAGCCUUCACAGGCAUCACUUUGAACUAAAGCCCGACUCAGUGGGAACACUUCUGUUCUGUUGUGUAGGAGCUGAACGAGUGCAUGAUGAACGCUGCUGUCAUACUGCUGUUAACAUCAGGCUGCUUCACCUGGUCUUCAGCUUUGUAUACCCCCAACAGAGCAGCAUCCAAUAAGCUGAAGUAUCUCCUGGAGCCUCCGGUGUACGCUGAAGUCAUUGGACGACGGGGAGAAAACGUGACUUUGCCGUGUAUCCUGAGAACAAAACCCAGCCAUUACAAAGUCAAAUGGACAAAGCUGCAGACGGAACAUGUCGGAAAGGAGAACAUUAUCAUGAUAUCGAAUUCACACGCAUUCAAACGGUAUGGCCGUCUCGGUCCGAGGGCUACGCUCAGGAACGCUCACUCCAUGGACGCCUCGCUGCAGCUCAGCCACCUCGAGCUGGAGGACGGCGGUUCGUAUCGCUGCGAGCUCAUCAACGGCAUCGAGGAUGAGAGUGUGGUCGUGUCUUUGAGGAUUGAAGGUGUGGUGUUCCCGUAUCAGAGUCAAAAUGGACGCUAUAGAUUGACUUACCAGGGGGCUCAGGAAGCUUGUGCAGAGCAGGAUGGUAUUUUAGCCUCAUUCAGCCAGCUGUACAGAGCUUGGACCGAGGGGCUGGACUGGUGUAAUGCAGGAUGGUUAGAUGACGGCACCGUUCAUUACCCCAUCAUUGAGCCCCGCCCUGCUUGUGGAGGACAGACGCUCCCCGGUAUUCGCAGUUAUGGACCCAAAGAUAAAAAACUGGAUCAGUUCGACGCUUUCUGCUUCACCUCACAGACGUCUGGCUCCGUCUCCUACAUUUCGGGCUCUUUCUCCUUCCAGCAGGCUGAAGACGCAUGUAACCGCCAGGGAUCCGAGCUGGCGUUGGUCGGUCAGCUUUACUCCGCCUGGCGUUUCCAGAACUACGACCAGUGUGACGGAGGAUGGCUGAAAGACGGCAGUGUGAGGUUUCCUAUCAGUAACCCCAGGGAGCGCUGUGGAGGCAUCCCUGAGGCCGGCGUGCGCUCGUUUGGAUUCCCCAACAAGAUGAAGGAUCUUUACGGCGCCUAUUGCUACAGAUAGCCCAAAAUAAUCAGAACAAUCCACAUUAUGUGUUUCAUGGAGAGGACACUUUAUCACCUCGAUUCGGUGUGAUCACUCAGUAUGUUUACAUGCACAGUUAAGUCGAGCUACUGUCACAGCUAAAUAAAAUCUCUCUGCUACAGUAGGUGGUGAAAAUCCCCCUUUGAGCGAGUCGCCGUUGGACCGUCUUCUUGGUGACCUUGAACACAACUUAGCAAACGGCAAAGUUGUGGUUGUACAUCAAACAUGGACGACUUUACAUCUCUGUACAAACUGGGUGAUAUCUGGUGAUAUCUGACGUCUGCUCUGCUACGAACACAUGCUGUUUGACUUCUAGAUCAAAGUCAAAUCAAACCAAAAUCAACGAUUUCUGUCAGACUAACGUGAACAUGGCUUUAACAGUUGAGUUUGAGUCGCACUGACAAAAUAAAUCAGAUUAUUCUAACAUCAUGUAAACACACUGAGUGUGACCCCAUGUGUUUCACCUGUGUGGCUCUGCAGUCACGUUGCCUUCACUGCACACAAAAACCAGUCAGAUUAACUGAGUUUGAGUGAGAGGGGUUAACGAGCAGCUUGUUUUAAUUUAAUAGGAGAUUGAGAUCACUGGACAAUUAUAAUGUGACAUAUAGAUAACACAGUCUGCUGCUGUUUGGAUGAACUGCUUUAUCUGUUUCAUAAAUCUGUUUGAUUUUAUUCUUCCAAUAAAUAUACGUCUACAUAUCA